AUGGCUCCUCCUCCAUCGCCCUCCCCCAACGUCCUCCUCCUCCUCCUCUUCACUGCAAACUUAAUACCUACGAGCCUUCCAUCCACAACUCAGGGCAACAUCUAUUUGCUGCAGACACAAUUUAUGCCUGCAGGAUUCAGCAUCAACUACCAAGGCCGGUACAUAUUCGAAAUGCGGAGAGACUGUAACGCCUAUUUUAGAGACACCACGCUUCCAAAUCCAAUCUGGCAGACGAAUAUAAAUUAUAAUGGAGCAAAAGAUCGUUGCCGUCUGAAAAUACGAAGGAAUUGUAAGAUAGUCAUUUUGUCAGAUUUUCGUGGAACAGAGCUCUGGUGGAGUGACUCCCAGCAGGCGGUCGACACGGCUUGUUUCAUCCAAGUUACAGAAAACCUCGUCCUCUACAAAGCCGACCGAACCAUGCUUUGGGUAAACGGGAACAAAGCUGGCACGGUAAAUUUUACGGGUGCAAAUUCACGUCUAUGA
Messenger RNA from Phalaenopsis equestris, 483 nucleotides. RefSeq lists its product as uncharacterized. The transcript has a single exon. The record is from RefSeq and is a predicted model, not a curated record. Lineage: Eukaryota; Viridiplantae; Streptophyta; Magnoliopsida; Asparagales; Orchidaceae. The coding region runs from base 1 to 483 and encodes 160 amino acids.